AUGGAUGUCAUCGGAGAGGUUGUCGCGAUGGGGGACAAAGAAAAUAUAGCAAAGCAAGAUGCUAAGACAAACUGGAUGUUAUCGCUGGAAAUUAAAGACUUGCACAAUAACAAAUUGAAUUGCGCAUUGUUUGGGGAGUUUGCUGAGCAGAUGUCAAAAUAUAAGAAUCAUGAAAGUGAAAACCGUAUCAUUGCUAUAAUCCAGUUUGCUAAAAUUAAGGAAUUUAAGGGUGAAGUUUCAUUGUCAAACUCGCUUUUUUCCACAAAGGUAUUCGUUAAUGAAGACAUCCCCGAAAUUAAUGAGUACAUGAGCAGCAUAAUUUUUAAUGGCAAUAUUUCUGAUGAGGAUGAUUGUCAAUCACAAAGACUCACUCAUUUGUCAAGUCACUAUUCACAUUCUAUAUCCGAUGAGUUUUUGGUAAAGUCUGAAAAGGUACUGUUGGAGGAAAUAUGCGAGAAGACUAAGGAAUGCUUUUGUGUGGCGCUUGCUACUAUUGUCAGUAUCGAAAAGGAAACCAAUUGGUACAAGGUCAAGGUAACUGUAGAAGAUGAUAGCGGAAGUGCCACCUUUGUAAUGUUUGACCGAGAGGUCUUCCAAAUCAUUCAAGUAUCGGCAGUUGAUAUAAAAGAUAAGUUAUCCAAGGAUGAUAAGAGUGAUUCUUUUCCUAAAGAGUUGAUCGAAUACACUUUUGGAUAA
Messenger RNA from Spinacia oleracea (spinach), 696 nucleotides. RefSeq lists its product as uncharacterized. The record is from RefSeq and is a predicted model, not a curated record. Lineage: Eukaryota; Viridiplantae; Streptophyta; Magnoliopsida; Caryophyllales; Amaranthaceae. The transcript has 8 exons. Bases 1 to 696 code for a protein of 231 amino acids.